This is a messenger RNA of Penicillium chermesinum, 639 nucleotides long. RefSeq names its product U4/U6-U5 snRNP complex subunit SNU23. Gene Ontology annotation, cellular component: U4/U6 x U5 tri-snRNP complex; spliceosomal complex. The transcript has a single exon. Gene Ontology annotation, molecular function: nucleic acid binding; zinc ion binding. Lineage: Eukaryota; Fungi; Ascomycota; Eurotiomycetes; Eurotiales; Aspergillaceae. The record is from RefSeq and is a predicted model, not a curated record. Bases 1 to 639 code for a protein of 212 amino acids. Gene Ontology annotation, biological process: mRNA splicing, via spliceosome.
AUGUCUCAAUCCAACGCCCCUGGCAACCCUCCAGAUGGAGGACGCAAGAGAUUCAAUCAAGAAGAAUAUGCCCAGAAAGCCGCCGACGCGGAAGCCAAGCGCAAGGCAGAAGGCAAAGCCCGCUACGAAGCAAAGCUGCUAGGCAAGAAAUACCAUGCGCCCGUCGACCUGAGCAGCCUUGAGGCCACGACCGCCCGUCAGUCUCGGAUCGAUGUCGCGUCUAUGGUGGGCAAGACCACGAUUGUGCCAGCAGGAGCAGCCCAGGGCAAACGCGGACAUGGCGCGGGAUUCUACUGCAAGGACUGUGACUUGACGUUCAAGGACAAUAUCCAGCUGGUCGAGCAUUACAACAGCAAACAGCAUUUAUAUGCGACGGGCCAGAGUGGCGAGGUGAAGCGCGCCUCGGUGGAAGAUGUGCGUCUGCGCUUGCGACUUUUGUCACACCAGAAAAGGAAGAGGGAGGAGGAGGACCGGAAGGUGUGGCAGUUGGAUCUUGGGCAGCGGUUGAAGGAGCGAGAGGAAGAAGAUGCGAAGGAGAGGGAGGAACGACGACGGAAACGGAAUGAGAAGCGUCGCAAGGGCAACGGGAUCAAGCAGGAGGAUGACGGCUGGGAGGGUCGUUUGGGCAUUAUCGCUUGA